GCCUCUCUUUCUCUUUCUCUUUAAGGACCAGUCUGCGUUUGUGGCAGCCUCUGCUUGCACGUCGCUAAACGUCACCAAAAAAGGAGGCUGCGGGGCACAUUUAGUUGGCUGAAUUGUUUCCCAUUUUUUAUUAUUUUUUCUCUAUAAGACCUUAUAACUAGCGCGGUGUGCGAUGUUGAGGCUCGUCUUCUUGGCUGCCCUCGCCGGGUUCACUCGGGCGUCUGAUGUGCUGGAUUUAACAGAUGACGACUUUGAAACCAGGGUUUCACCCCACCAACUCAUUCUGGUGGAAUUCUUUGCUCCCUGGUGUGGCCACUGUAAAAAGCUGGCUCCAGAGUAUGAAGCAGCAGCCACAAGGUUGAAAGGCAUUGUCCCUCUAGCCAAGGUUGACUGCACAGUCCAUGGCAAAACUUGCAGCAAGUAUGGUGUCAGCGGCUACCCCACCUUAAAGAUCUUCAGAGAGGGAGAGGAAUCCGGUCCCUAUGAUGGUCCAAGAAGUGCAGAUGGCAUUGUCAGCUUCCUUAAAAAGCAGGCUGGCCCACCGUCUUUGGAGCUUAAGUCAGAAGAAGACUUGGAGAAAUUCACUGCUAACCAGGAUGCAGGAGUUGUUGGUUUCUUUUCUGCUGACAGCACAGCUCAGGCAGAGUUCCUGAAGGCAGCAAAUACCCUGAGAGACAACUAUCGCUUUGCCCACACCAACUCUGAAGCUCUUCUCCAGAGCCACGGCAUUGAUGGAGAGGGAAUCAUCUUGUUCCGACCACCACGCCUUAACAACAAGUUUGAAGACAGCUCUGUCAAAUACACAGAAGGAGUUUACAACAGCAACAAAAUCAAGCAAUUUAUUAAGGAUAACAUUGGUGGCAUUUGCCCACACAUGACAGAUGACAACAAAGACCAGCUCAAAGGCAAAGAUCUGCUGGUGGCCUAUUAUGAUGUGGACUAUGAUAAAAACCCCAAAGGUUCAAACUACUGGAGGAACAGAGUGAUGAAGGUGGCAAAGAGCUUCCUGGAUCAGGGCAAGAUGCUGAACUUUGCUGUGGCCAACAAGAUGUCUUUCAGUCACGAUGUGUCCGAGUUCGGCUUCGACGCCACCACAGGAGAGUUGCCUGUCGUUGCUAUUCGCACCGCCAAGGGUGACAAAUACGCCAUGACAGAGGAAUUCACUCGUGAUGGAAAAGCUUUGGAGCGUUUCCUGCAGGACUACUUUGAUGGCAAUCUGAAGCGCUACCUCAAGUCUGAGCCCAUUCCCGAGAACAAUGACGGACCUGUCAAGGUUCUUGUUGCUGAGAACUUUGACUCCAUCGUCAACGAUGACAGCAAAGACGUGCUGAUCGAGUUUUAUGCCCCAUGGUGUGGACACUGCAAGAGUCUGGAGCCCAAAUACAACGAGCUGGGAGAAAAGCUGGUCAAUGAUCCCAACAUUGUCAUUGCCAAGAUGGAUGCUACAGCCAACGAUGUGCCAUCGCCGUAUGAAGUCAGCGGUUUCCGUUCAAUCUACUUUUCACCAGCUGGACGUAAAAUGAAUCCAAAGAGAUAUGAGGGAGGUCGCGAGGUGAGUGACUUCAUCUCCUACCUGAAGAGGGAGGCUUCUAACACCCCAGUGGUGCAAGACGAGCCCAAGAAGAAGAAGAAGAAGUCCGAGCUAUAAAAACUUCCUCCAAAAAAAUCGGGGAUUGGUGGAAUCCAUGUGGAGAAAGAACUAAAUUAUAUCCCACUCUUUUAGUGAACUACCGAAUGCUCUGAAGCCACGUCCAAAAGACACAGCCCUCCCUUUAGGUCCUCAGCUGCUCUGGAAAAACUGUGGAAGCAGAAGUGGUGACCAGGGCCUGCCUGAUGUUUAAAAACAAAAACAGAUUUUCUUUUUUUUUUUUAGGGAAGAGGUGACAGCUUUUGAAAACAAGAGAUUUUUUUGAUAAUUUUUUUCCACCCUUGGUCUGAAAAUCAUACGUCAGGCCGAUGCACUUUGGUUUGACACCAGUCUUGUCAUGUCUCGCUCUAUUUUGUUGUUGUCGUCACUGGGGAUAAUGGUAAUGGUGAUUUCAAUUUUUCUUUGUUUGUAUCAUGUCUUUGUUUUUGUACAUUUGGAAGGAUUAUGGAAUAAAAAAGGCCCACAAAUCCAAA
This is a messenger RNA of Cynoglossus semilaevis (tongue sole), 2121 nucleotides long. RefSeq names its product protein disulfide isomerase family A, member 3 (gene pdia3). Gene Ontology annotation, molecular function: protein disulfide isomerase activity. Gene Ontology annotation, biological process: response to endoplasmic reticulum stress; protein folding. Lineage: Eukaryota; Metazoa; Chordata; Actinopteri; Pleuronectiformes; Cynoglossidae. Gene Ontology annotation, cellular component: cell surface; endoplasmic reticulum. The record is from RefSeq and is a predicted model, not a curated record. The coding region runs from base 173 to 1648 and encodes 491 amino acids. The transcript has 13 exons.